This is a messenger RNA of Populus euphratica (Euphrates poplar), 2993 nucleotides long. RefSeq names its product S-adenosyl-L-methionine-dependent methyltransferases superfamily protein (gene TSD2). Lineage: Eukaryota; Viridiplantae; Streptophyta; Magnoliopsida; Malpighiales; Salicaceae. The record is from RefSeq and is a predicted model, not a curated record. Gene Ontology annotation, cellular component: cytoplasm. The transcript has 9 exons. Gene Ontology annotation, molecular function: methyltransferase activity. The coding region runs from base 476 to 2557 and encodes 693 amino acids.
GUAAAUUAAAAUACCAAAAAAAUACUAGCUUCUUCAUGAUUUACCAUGAUACGAAGAUGAUGUCAUUGUAAAGUAGAGAGAGAAAGUGAGCUUUAGUCACAAGUGAGCAAGUUGAUUAGAAAAAAAAAUAAAAAAUCUGGAGUUGUGAACUACCCCUCGUCGUAUUUAGCUACCUUGUCUCGAAGAAAGAAAGUACUAUAUAAAAGGGGGAGAGUUUUCAAUUUUCACGAUAGCUUCUCCGUUGUGAUUGGAUCCAUAAAAAUCAUCUCUCUAUCUCUACUUCAUCUGUAAAUAGUUGAAAGUGAGAGAGAGUCCAAUUUGCAGUUUAAAGGUGUAGUCUUUACGACAAAAGCUGCUUCUGGGGGCUUAUGUUUAAUUACUCCUUUCAUGAGUUCCUACUGAUUUCAGGGGUUAUUUCUUGCGCUUUUCAACAAAGAAGAAAAAAACUUGUAUUUUCACUUGUGGCGAUAUAAGAAUGUCGAGGCCUCUGCAUCGAGGUGCAACAGCGAUACGGGUCUCUGGGAACAGCAAUGAUUUAUGGGACUCCCAAAUGAAAGAUAAGACAGAAAAGGAAGAUUUGGAUAGGAAUCGUUCUUCUGAUCAAAGUUAUUUAGCACUGAGGUUUCCUUUCCGGGUACUUUUUCCUGAUAACAAUUCUCCUUCCAAAUAUGGUAGUGGUGAAAAUGGCUUUGCAUCUGAUCCAUUCAUUGUUGGGAGUCCAAGAAGCCGGCACAAAUUGGCUCUGCUACUUUUGAAGCUGAGCUUAGCUGUGAUUGUAAUUCUUGCUCUGGCGGGGUCUUUUUGGUGGACUAUCUCAAUAACAACAAUGUCAAGAGGUCAAAUAUUACAUAAUUAUAGGCGACUCCAGGAGCAGCUUGUUUCAGACCUGUGGGAUAUCGGAGAGCUAUCUCUUGGUUCCUCGAGGUUGCAAGAAUUGGAAUUCUGUUCUGAAGAGUCUGAAAAUUAUGCUCCUUGCUUCAAUGUUUCCGAGAAUCUUGCCUUGGGAUAUUCUGAUGGUAGUGAGAAUACUCGUCUUUGUGGGCAGAGUUCAAGGCAAAGUUGCCUGGUGCUUCCACCUGUAAAUUAUAGGAUCCCGCUUCGUUGGCCUACAGGAAGAGACAUCAUCUGGGUCGCAAAUGUAAAGAUUACUGCACAGGAGGUUCUUUCCUCUGGUAGUUUGACAAAGAGGAUGAUGAUGUUGGAUGAAGAGCAGAUUUCUUUUCGUUCAGUCUCUCCCAUGUUUGAUGGUGUUGAAGAUUAUUCACAUCAAAUAGCUGAAAUGAUUGGACUGAGAAAUGAAUCUAACUUUGUGCAAGCUGGGGUAAGAACCAUUUUGGAUAUAGGAUGUGGUUAUGGUAGCUUUGGAGCUCAUCUCUUUUCUAAGCAGCUCAUAACUAUGUGCAUCGCAAACUAUGAGCCUUCAGGAAGUCAAGUUCAACUUACUCUUGAAAGAGGUCUUCCUGCGAUGAUUGGUUCUUUUAAUUCGAAUCAAUUGCCAUAUCCUUCUCUUUCCUUCGAUAUGUUGCAUUGUGCACGAUGUGGCAUUGAUUGGGACCUGAAAGAUGGUUAUUUCUUGAUAGAAGCUGACAGAGUUUUGAAGCCGGGUGGAUAUUUUGUCUGGACUUCACCACUUACCAAUGCUCGUAACAAAGAGAACCAGAAAAGGUGGAACUUUGUACGAGAUUUUGCAGAAAAUCUCUGCUGGGAGAUGUUGUCACAACAAGAUGAAACUGUUGUAUGGAAAAAGACCAGUAAAAGAAGCUGCUAUAGUUCCCGGAAGCCUGGUGCAGGCCCUUCUACCUGUAGUAAAGGUCAUGAUGUUGAAUCUCCUUAUUAUCGGCCACUCCAAGGGUGCAUAGCUGGGACGCAGAGUCGUCGAUGGAUUCCUAUCCAAGAGAAGACGACCUGGCCUUCUAGGUCUCACUUGAACAAGACCGAGCUUGCAAUAUAUGGUCUGCAUCCAGAAGACUUUAGUGAAGAUGCACAGAAUUGGAAAACAACAGUCACUAAUUACUGGUCUGUUUUGUCACCAAUAAUAUUCUCUGAUCAUCCAAAGAGACCUGGUGAAGAGGAUCCUUCUCCACCUUAUAACAUGGUCCGAAAUGUACUAGACAUGAAUGCUCAUCUUGGCGGUUUCAAUUCUGCACUAUUGGAAGCUGGGAAGUCUGUAUGGGUAAUGAAUGCGGUCCCAACAAGUGGACCAAACUACCUUCCCUUGAUACUGGACAGAGGCUUUGUUGGUGUACUGCAUGAUUGGUGUGAGCCAUUCCCGACUUACCCUAGAAGUUAUGAUUUAGUGCAUGCAAGAGGGCUCUUAACCCUACAGACCCAGCAGCGCAGGUGCACCAUGCUGGAUCUAUUCACUGAGAUAGAUCGGUUAAUUCGUCCAGAGGGUUGGGUAAUAGUCCGCGACACUGCUCCACUUGUUGAAUCAGCAAGAAUGCUAAUCACACGGCUGAAGUGGGAUGCACGAGUAAUAGAAAUCGAAAGUAACAGUGACGAUAGGCUACUUAUCUGCCAGAAACCGUUCUUUAAGAGACAAGGAGUCUCAUCAUGAGUGUUUCCGAAGGAAACUCGAGAAAGUUAGAUCAUAGUAUUCAUAUUCAUUUUGUCAUGUUAGUUAAUUAUCAUGAAGCUUCACAUAUAAAGGAGGGUAAGAAUUUUGAACAGAAAGAAGAAAGCAGAGGAGAGGAGAGGAAACAAAUGGAUGAUGGUGGUGGAACCAACCACAACUCCUACGAGGCAGCAAGGCUUACGUAGGACCAUGUAAUUACUCAAGUUGAGGUGCUGGGCAAAUGAGAAGUAUAGAAUAGGAUUUAAUUUAAAUUUAGUGUCCAUUUUUCAUGUGAUGUCGAAUCAUAACACUAUACAACCACAUGAUUAGAUUGUGAAGAUGAUUACAGAAUAAGCAAGGUCCUACUUUACUCGAUGUGUAGUGUACAAAAAUGCUUGUCAGUUCAUUCAUUCAUGUCUAGCAAUAUUUAUUUUCUUCA